Pseudozyma hubeiensis SY62 is the source of this 492-nucleotide messenger RNA. RefSeq names its product DNA repair and recombination protein RAD26. Bases 1 to 492 code for a protein of 163 amino acids. Lineage: Eukaryota; Fungi; Basidiomycota; Ustilaginomycetes; Ustilaginales; Ustilaginaceae. The transcript has 2 exons. The record is from RefSeq and is a predicted model, not a curated record.
AUGAUAUUUGCGCUCCGACUCAAGCAAGCGGUACCGUCGAACAACACCGCGCUGAUUCCGCCGUGUCCCGUCACAUCGCGCUGGGAACCAUUCAAAGCUCAAGCGAACGGCAAUGCACACCAACCGACCACCUCGUACGCCGGAUCCAAAACGGCAAUCCUUCGGCGACAUCCUGUCCGUCCAAGACGCCGACAAAUCUGCGAAUUGUUCUCAGUGAAAUCGUUCGCCUCGCCAUGCCUAUCGAUUGUCGACCAUCCUUUGACGAUGUUGUCCACGCACAAAGUGUCCGACAGCCUGGUUCGCCACCGUCGAUAUGGCCCUCUUGAGGACGUCGACAAAGACAACAAACUCACCGGCAAGGCUUGGCGAAUCACACGUCUCCGAGGGGUCGUCGCCCGGCGAGGAACAGCUCGUCUGAGGUUGGUUGUAGCACCCAUGAGUUGGCGCACCGAUAGCUCUCCGCAGUUCGUCCGUUUGACAGCCAGGAAAUGA